Messenger RNA from Thlaspi arvense, 3808 nucleotides. NCBI's taxonomy places the organism in Eukaryota, Viridiplantae, Streptophyta, Magnoliopsida, Brassicales, Brassicaceae. The record is from the annotation of a GenBank genome assembly.
CAUAAACCCAAAUAAGUCCCAAAACAACAACAAAAUCUUAACAUUUUUUUUUAAUUAUAAUUAUUAAAAAAAUCGAGUUUUAUAAUCACUAAAAUCAACCCACAUUCUCGUCACGUCUCCUCCUUUCUCCGUUCUCUUGUUGUUUCGUCUCUCAAGGUUGGACCUCCUCCACGCGCGCUUCCAAGGUUUUCCCAAGAAAAUUUCUUGUGGCUUUUCUAGGAGCUGUUGCUAAAGGAUGAAGCAGUUUUGGGUUUAACAAGUGUUUCCAUAAGUUUGCGCUUAGGAGAUCGACGCAUAAAUGAAUCCUAUGCGUGAACAAUCGGGCAGCCCUUAUGGAGAUUCAACUCCUCGUAGUCCGUUUUCACCAUUUUCUCCAUUAUCUGGAGACGAAAGGCAUAGAAACCUUGCAGAUUCCAAAACUCCUCGUAGUCCUUUCUCCCCGUUUUCUCCAAAAUCUGGAGAUGAAAGGCACAAAACUCAAGCAGAGUCCAAAUUUCAGCAAGCCCUCGCCACUUCCGGUGCAUUGGAUCCAUUAUCCCCUGGAUCAAUGCACCAUGGAGGACACAAGUUUCAUGAGGUUUUCCAAAUGAAGCAGGGGCGUUAUGAUCUUCAAGCCUCCAAGAUUUCUGAAAUGAUGAAAUCAAGUAGCUUAGAUAAUGCUCCUACGCAGUCACUUUUAAGCGUUGUGAAUGGGAUUCUUGAUGAAAGCAUUGAAAGAAAGAAUGGUGAAAUCCCUCAGCGAGUUGCAUGCCUGUUGAGAAAAGUAGUACAAGAGAUUGAGAGACGCAUAUCAACUCAAGCUGAGCAUCUAAGAACGCAAAACAAUAUAUUCAAAACUCGUGAGGAAAAGUACCAGUCAAGGAUCAAAGUCCUUGAAGCCUUAGCAUCAGGAAGUGGUGAAGAAAACGAGAUUGCUACACAACAGCUUCGACAGAUUAAGACAGAAAAGUCACACUGGGAAGAAAAGAAGAAGAACGAAGAAGGGGAUAUGCUUAAGCUAUUGAAAGAAAAUGAUCAAUACAACAUCGAAAUCUCUGCCUUGAGGCAAGCACUGGAGACAACUAAAAGAGAAUAUGAACAGCAAUGCUCGCAAAUGGAAAGCCAAACUAUGGCAGAGAAGGCAAAGUGGGAAGACCAGUGGAAAAACGAGGAGGAGGAUAUGGCCAAGCUAUCGAAAGAAAACGAUCAGUUCAACAUCGAAGUUUCUGCGUUAAGGCAAGAACUGGAGAAGACUAAAAAAGCAUAUGAACAGCAAUGCUCACAGAUGGAAAGCCAAACAAUGGUCGCUACGACAGGACUUGAGAGCAGGCUGAAGGAACUUGAACAAGAGCGCAAAGAGGCAAACUCUGCAAAGACUUCACUUGAGGAAAAGGUCAACGAGCUCGAGAAAAUGGGGAAAGAAGCACAUACUGCUAAAGAAGCUCUUGAGGAGAAGAUGAAAGAGCUUCAACAGAUGGAGAAAGAAACAAAAACUGCUAACACAAGCCUUGAAGGAAAAAUUCAAGAGCUUGAACAAAACCUUGUCAGCUGGAAGAAUAAGGUCAAAGAAAUGGAGGAAAAAUCUGAGUCCAAACUAAAAAGUUGGAGUCAGAAAGAAGUUUCCUACAGAAGCUUUAUUGAUCACCAGUCUCAGGCACUACAGGAGUUGAGGUUCUAUUCAAGAUCCAUCAAGCAAGAAAUAUUGAAGGUUCAAGAGAACUAUACAGAACAGUUUAGCCAAUUAGGGAAGAAACUGAUUGAACUUAGCAAUGCUGCCGAAAACUAUCACGCUGUACUAACUGAAAACCGAAAGCUUUUCAACGAGCUUCAGGAGCUAAAAGGAAACAUCAGAGUGUUUUGUCGUGUGAGACCUUUCCUUCCCGGACAGGGUGCACCAAACACAGUGGUCGAAUACGUUGGUGAAGAUGGAGAAUUAGUAGUUACCAAUCCCACUAAACCAGGGAAAGACGGUCUUCGCCAGUUUAGGUUCAAUAAAGUUUAUAAUCCAAAUGCUACUCAAGCUGAGGUCUUCUCUGACAUAAAACCUUUGGUUCGGUCAGUGCUUGAUGGGUACAAUGUUUGUAUAUUUGCAUAUGGUCAGACAGGAUCAGGGAAAACAUAUACAAUGAGUGGUCCAGAUGGAUCAAGUGAAGAGGACUGGGGAGUUAAUUACCGCGCUCUUAAUGAUCUCUUUAAAAUCUCUCAGUCUCGAAAAGGAAACAUAAAUUAUGAAGUUGGUGUGCAAAUGGUGGAGAUAUACAAUGAACAAGUGCUUGAUUUGCUGACGGAGGACAACUCUCAAAAGAAAUAUCCUUAUCAUUAUCUAAAUUCUUGGAUCCUUUCUACAACUUCACAAAAUGGUCUGGCUGUGCCUGAUGCAAGCAUGUAUCCUGUGACAUCAACUUCAGAUGUGAUUACAUUGAUGGAAAUUGGACUACAGAAUCGAGCCGUUGGUGCUACUGCCUUGAAUGAAAGAAGUAGUCGCUCUCACAGCAUUGUCACUGUUCACGUUCGUGGUAAAGAUUUGAAGACCGGUUCUGUUCUAUACGGUAACCUUCACUUGGUGGAUCUAGCAGGAAGUGAGAGAGUAGAUCGUUCUGAAGUUACAGGAGAUAGGCUUAGAGAAGCACAGCAUAUAAACAAAUCUCUCUCAUCUCUUGGAGAUGUGAUAUUCUCUCUGGCUUCAAAGAGUUCUCAUAUACCAUACAGAAACAGCAAGCUAACACAGAUACUCCAAAGCUCUCUUGGAGGACGAGCAAAGACGCUAAUGUUUGUACAACUCAAUCCUGACGCUACUUCAUAUUCAGAGUCAAUGAGUACCUUGAAAUUCGCAGAGCGUGUCUCUGGAGUCGAACUUGGUGCUGCAAAGAGCAGUAAAGAAGGUAGAGAAGUUCGAGACUUAAUGGAACAGUUAACGUCCCUUAAGGACACGAUAGCAAGAAAGGAUGAAGAGAUAGAGAGGCUUAAUUCGGUAAAGGACAUGCAUCGACCUCAGAGACCUCACAAAACAAUGAUGAGGAGAAAGAGCUUAGGACAAACCGAUGACAUAAACUCAGAAACCGGAGGAUAUUCAUCACAAUCAAGACACUCUGUUACUGACGGCGAGAGUUUAUCGUCCUCCGUCGAAGCAGAGUACGAGGAGAGAUUGAGCGAGGCUACGUCUGAUGCUUCCUCUUUCGGAACUCAAGUAUCCAUUGAUGCUGCUAAAAAACCACCCAAAAUUUCAGACAGAGCUAAGUCGAUGACUUCAAGAUCUACGACUGUAACACGACCACUUGAUAAACUUCGGAAAGUAGCUACGAGGACAACAUCGACCGUUGCUAAGGUCACGUCCGGCUUGUCGUCAUCAAGCAUUAAGAAGACAGGUAACGCUUCUAGUUUGGCAAAGUCUUCUAAACGGUGGGCGUAAAUUACGCUUUUGCCGCCAUACCUUCCUUUACACGUAACAACAACACUGCAUAUAUCUCUUUUUUUGUUUGGAAAAAUUUACGUGCGUUCUCUUAAUAUUUUUAUUUUGACCUUUUUUCUUCAGUCUCCUCUAAUAUACUAUACUCGACUGGAACUACAAAAUUUUCCAAUAAUUUAUGUGAUUUAUGUACAAACUUGUAUAUACAUGAAUCUUAUAAUUUUACGAAUGGGUUUGUAGUUUUUAACAAAUGAAAAAUAACGGAUCAAUAUCUUUUAGGGUUUUUUUUUUGGUAUAACUUCUAGGGUACAUGCAUGGGAUUGCAGAACAAUACAUACAGCGAUUUUGACUAUAUCACAUAAUUCGCUAAAUUUUAUAUUCAGCUAUUUUGCUGAUGCAAAACUUUAAUGAAACAAACUGUUC